This is a messenger RNA of Lasiosphaeria miniovina, 1062 nucleotides long. RefSeq lists its product as uncharacterized. Lineage: Eukaryota; Fungi; Ascomycota; Sordariomycetes; Sordariales; Lasiosphaeriaceae. The coding region runs from base 1 to 1062 and encodes 353 amino acids. The record is from RefSeq and is a predicted model, not a curated record. The transcript is spliced from 6 exons.
AUGGGAAUGCGGUUGAACACGACGUUUCCGAGCGGACGGCCACGAGGCGUUCCUCGCCCAGGCCAGGACUUCGAGCGGACCGAAAUCACUCCGAUCCAGUACGACCCGAACCACCCAUUCAAGUGCAACAACUUUGUCUACCGUCUCGCGCUCCCCUCAGGCGUUGUCGGUUCCUCGUGCAAAUUCAGACAGCCGGGCUGCGUCCCUAUCCCGAUCGGUGCAAAGGAGUUCAUCCCCCGUCUGAGCAACUCCGAGGCCCAUGGAAUGCACCAAGAGACCCGGGUGCAGAAUGAAGUUAGCAUGCUCACCCUAGCCUCGGCCGCCCUGCGUCAUAUUGAGCCCCACGUUGAUUACCCGCUUCCCGAGAGCAUCAAGGGCUGGGGAGGAGUCACGUUUGAUGACAGCGGUGCCAUUGUCAGCGCUCCAAUGGUCAGUGUCGGUGCGGGACCUUGGUCUUCUCUGGAAGAGUCCUACCGGGAUCGCCUGAAAGCGGCGCUCGCCAAGACCGACACGAACCCAACCUUCAGGGUUGGCGAGCAAAGGGCAUCAGAGGGCGAAUCGACGCCCCCUGAUAAUCUUCUCUACGACCCCGCGACGGGCCGUAUCACGGCGCUCCUCGACUAUGACUUCUCUAGUAUUCAGCACCCGGCAUACGAGUUCUUCCGCUCCUUUGCUACCAAUGGUGGCCAGCUUUGUGGCUGGUUAGACGAUAAUACCCUACAGGGACAAGAGGCUGAAUUACUGCGCAAUGCUAAACUCAGUGGCCAGUUUCCCUCGCCUCUUCCGACUCGGACAGAUUCCCACGAUGGCGGGUUGGCGGUUGAUUGGGAGCUUGCGCAAGUGUGGGAGGAAGCGCUGCAGAAGCUAGACGUCAAGCGCCCGAGCACAAUUCCCGGCAUUGACAAGCUUGCCGAUGCGGACGAGGUCUUGGGCUCCCUUCUGCCCUGGAGACUGGCCAAUGAGGAUUUAUUGAGGAUGAACCAGGAUGAGGACACGAGAGCGGCGCUGAAACGCAUUGCUGAGGGACACCUUAUAAGCUUGCUAGAUCAUCUAGGAUCUUGA